This is a messenger RNA of Didymodactylos carnosus, 249 nucleotides long. The record is from the annotation of a GenBank genome assembly. Lineage: Eukaryota; Metazoa; Rotifera; Eurotatoria; Philodinida; Philodinidae.
AUGAAUUAUUUGAAUGCUCUAGAAAAUGUCAAUUUAGAAACAGUUGAAAAUUUAUUAAAAGAGAAUGCUCAAAUUCGUGAAAAAUUAGAUUUACAAGAAUCAAAAACGUUACGUUUAAAACGUGAAAUUGAAAUAUUAACAAGUCGUUUACACGUGUUAGAAGAUGAAAUUGAUACGUAUGAACAAGAGACAAGUGAUCUAAGACAACAAAUUAGGCAGCAGCGAUUAAAUAGUCCACAUAUUCAAUAA